Molecule: messenger RNA, 1614 nt
Organism: Funneliformis caledonium
Lineage: Eukaryota; Fungi; Glomeromycota; Glomeromycetes; Glomerales; Glomeraceae
Source: the annotation of a GenBank genome assembly
AUGGAUUUUGAUCGUUACGUUACUGACUUUGUAUAUAACUCUGAUAAUAUGGAAUGGAGCGUCCUAAAUUGUCUAAAGUAUCUUGAAGCACGUGUACAAUAUACUUCUGAUAGCAAAGAAGAUAUUAUUGACGCAUUUGCGAGAACGUUUGAAAAAAUCAGUAAUUCUACUGCUAUGCUUUCUGGAGUAAAGAGAAAGGCCAAAAAAUUAGCCAACAAAGUAGAAGAGAAAUUUCGAAGAAAAGAAAUUAGGCAGGAAGAACGGGAUCUUGAGAAUUCCUUCGACAAGAAUGGUCGUGAACUGUUAAAAAGGUCCGGUGAUUUCAAUACACUGGAAUUAUCAUCGCGUUAUAUGGAAAGGACAAAAGAAUUAUGUGAAGGUGAAUCAGUAAUAUCAGAACAACAUCAUUAUGGUCUAAGAAAAAAACAAAAGGUAGACUAUAAUGAAGAACGGAUAUUGGAAAGGAUAUCUCAAUCGGAAGAAUCUCAAACGGAUGACCAUUCAGAAUUUUCUCAGGUAGAAUCUCUUAACCCUCCGAAAAUUGAGGCGCUAGCGAGUUUAAGCACGAAAUCGCACUUAGAAAAUUAUAAUAUUGUUUGUCUCUUUGACAUCGGAUUUCCCUACACCAAACAACUCUUUAUGAAAUUAUCAAGGAAUCAGAUGCGCAUUAUGGAGAGUAAAUGGAUAGAGGCCGAAACACAUAUUAGCAAAGAAGAGAUUGAAAAGUGCUGGAAAGAAUGCUCAUUAAAAAAACUGGUGGAUGAUAACAACCAAACCAUUAAAGACAAUUCAAAUGAAAAUACGCUUUAUGUUGAUCUCAAUGAACUUAUGACCUCUUUUACAAAACAGAAAUUUGACAAAUAUGACCACCAAAAAAAUUACGAAUUGCUUUGGUGUCAAAAUGUUUAUGUGCAGAUGACUCUCCAACUAUUACACAAGCACAGUGCAUUGCUUGACAAAGAAUCCGGUGAAUUUAAAUAUCGAGAUGACAUCGUAAACCCUCUUCUCGCAUCAAUUUUUUAUGAUGUUGAGGAUGUGCUAUGGAUGAAAACUGGAGAAAUCGAAAAUGAAUCACGAAAACGACAACGAAAUUUUUCAAAGCAGGAAGAUGAUCGUGGAAAACUUGGUGACAAACACGACGGUAUAUUAUACAUGAAUGUCAAUGGUGUAAAAAUUGGCGUUGGUUUUGUUGAAGUUGUCGGCAAUGCAUUCACCACAGAUAUUUCUGACAAGAAUUACGACCUUGAGAAGCUAUUGAAAGCAACGAUGAUAUCCCUAUACUAUCAACAUGCACACCAAUCUGAUAAUGAGAAUAUCUCUCGAUUGCAAUCAUUUGCAAUCUUAGUAUUUGGACGUGAGUAUCAUCUUCUAAGCAUGCAUCUAGUUGAUGAAAUGUACAUCGUAGAUGAAUACGAUGCUUUCAUAAUACCAGAUUCUUGUGUGGACUUGUUACAAAUCGGAAAUGCUAUCGAAAUAGUGAAAAAAUUUAAGGUACGAUUGAUAAAAUAUUAUCGUCAACUUAUUAAAAAAACACGUAAAGUGACUCGACUCCCAAGUGCGGAACCACCAACUGCUUCACCAUCUGGGUCGAAAGCAAAAAAAAAAUCGCAUUGA